AGGUCAAGGAGCAGUUAUAAUUACAAUCUACAACUUUAUCAUUAGCCUUGCAUGGCUCUUCAUGCAAUACAAUAUUUGGUUUAAGUGGUGCUCCAGUAUGCUUGGUACUCCAGCCGUCUGAUAGCUAAAAUAAUGCCAAGGAAUGACUUUGCAAAUAACUCUGAAUCAAUUCAAAUCGUGCAUCAGUUGAUGAAGAUCUAUGAAGAAUCAAAUUUAUGUUAAAACGAUUUAGUAGCAUAGAUCGCGGUAAGGCUCUAAACAGUACAUACAACAAUCACAUUUCCUUAUAUUAUAAUCACAGACGUAAUAACCGUUUUGCCUUGACUCUUUGUCCGCAAGGCUAAGUCUAGGUCUGCGAUGUUGUUAGCCCAUGUUCAUAUUAUUAUAAUUACUCUGGCUCCAGGUAUUUUGAACGUGUCGUAAUUAAUCAAUUUACAAUAUUAGUUCUUGAAAUUUAUUGGCAGACACUCUUAUUUAUGUCUGUCAUUUAAAUCUUGGUUCCAGGUGAAAACUGUUGAUAAGCGAAAACUGAUUAUUGUAAAAAAGCUGUAACGUCCAAAAAAGUUGCGAAACGUGAGCGGGAGUUGGCCAGCGAUGCCAUUUCGUGCUCUCAAUGAUUCGGACAAUGUGACAUAGCGUUCAGGCGGUUGGUAGGAAAAAUCAAGGGUGAACACUUCAUACCUUUUCCAUGGCCACGGUAAGAGUAAACCCACCAGAAUCGAUCAAUUGACUCUGAUCUAGGCCAUGGAAGAGACUUUCGGUGUGUAUGGGAGAAUAAUAAAAAUAGCUUUAUUCAGCGCCUGAAACAGCAUUACCACCUUGGAUACAUACAUUUUGCUACGAUAAUACUCUGUUCAAAUUGAGUUUGUGCUUGUUUCAAUGUAAGUAAUACGUGCCAACAUUUCAGGCGGCUGUUGAUUAGUGAUUGUUUUAUAUUGAUUGGUCGUAUGGUUAAAACCUUUUUGAGGUUUAUUGUGCAUUUACUGUUGAAAUUAAGUAAUCAUGAGUUAGAAUCUACAGAGAGACCUAAAAAAUUGGCUAUCGAUACAGCAAGCAAAGUCAAAACUCAACUUAAGCCCUUAGUUGAACCAAAAAUAUUACUUUUAGAAAAUCCUAAAUAAAAUGAACACAAUAAAACGAACUACAACAUAAUCACAAAUACUACGUACUUACGCGAUCUCACAGUUUAAGUUGUCGAGCUCGCUUUAUUCCAAUAGUUAUAGAGUCUAUUUUUGAAUGUCAUUUAUCAAUGCUCCUCUUAUUCACAUUUAAAUCUGAUACGCAUUGACCUUUUUUGCUUUGAAAAUAAUAGUUCGUACAAUGUUAUAUAAAUAGACAACCGCGAGAGUUAUUUAGUGUAGUCUAGCUAGCAAGGCCGUUUGCAAAACAUACAUUGUAACUAUCAAUUCUAAUCCGUGUUAUUAGACUAUUGUUUCAAUCAGGAUCAUGAGUUUUAACGACAAAGUGGUCAUUGUGACUGGGGGGAGCUCGGGUAUUGGAGCCGCCAUUGCCAUCAAAUUUUCUUCCCUUGGCGCAAAAAUCACAAUUGUUGGACGCAACGAGCAAAAACUUCAUGCAGUAGCAAAGAAGUGCGAAAAUCCUUUAAUACUAAUUGCUGACGUCACCAAAGAAAACGAUAUGAAGAAAAUUGUCAACGACACAGUUAAACAUUUUGGAAAACUUGAUAUCCUGGUCAACAAUGCUGGAAUUGCGCGCAAUACAAGCAUCCUAAAUGAAAACGCAAUGGCUGACUACGACCAAGUGAUGGCUACUAAUAUCCGCUCCUGUGUAUAUCUUACUCAUUUAUCUGCACCCCAUAUAAUAAAAACAAAAGGCAACAUUAUCAAUAUAUCAAGCAUAGCGGCGUUAAAGGUAUUGUCAAAGCAAGCCUUUACAUAUAAUGCUUCAAAAGCAGCUUUGGAUCAUUUCACCAGAUCAGUUGCAUCUGAACUGGCAUCAUACGGAGUUCGUGUCAAUGUUGUGAGUCCUGGACCAGUGAGGACGGAUUUUAUAGAAAAUUUAGGUUUGGACAAAGCCCAGCAAGAAGCCGCUUUUGAUCACAUGCGGAAGAUGACGGCACUGGAUCGUGUCUCAGAUCCAGAGGAAAUAGCUGAUUUAGUUUUGUUUUUAGCUAGUGACAAAGCUAAGGGCAUCACUGGUGCGACUUUUGUGUCUGAUAAUGGAUCAAUGGUAAUAGCUGACUAGAUUAAAUUUUGAAAAAAAAAA
Messenger RNA from Trichoplusia ni (cabbage looper), 2226 nucleotides. Its product is annotated as 17-beta-hydroxysteroid dehydrogenase 14-like. The transcript has a single exon. NCBI's taxonomy places the organism in Eukaryota, Metazoa, Arthropoda, Insecta, Lepidoptera, Noctuidae. Gene Ontology annotation, molecular function: oxidoreductase activity. The record is from RefSeq and is a predicted model, not a curated record. The coding region runs from base 1447 to 2205 and encodes 252 amino acids.